This is a messenger RNA of Herpailurus yagouaroundi (jaguarundi), 5438 nucleotides long. It is a transcript of the gene DENND3, whose product is annotated as DENN domain containing 3. Gene Ontology annotation, molecular function: protein binding. The transcript is spliced from 23 exons. NCBI's taxonomy places the organism in Eukaryota, Metazoa, Chordata, Mammalia, Carnivora, Felidae. Gene Ontology annotation, cellular component: cytoplasmic vesicle. The coding region runs from base 125 to 3943 and encodes 1272 amino acids. The record is from RefSeq and is a predicted model, not a curated record. Gene Ontology annotation, biological process: regulation of Rab protein signal transduction.
GCGGACCCGGCGGCAGGAGCCGGACGCGCGGUUGCGGUUCCCGGUGUCGCGGACGGGGUCGAGGCCGGCGGCCCGAGGCGCCCGAGCGGGGUGCGCCCAAGAGAGCCGCGGCAGCCGAGCAGCCAUGGCGGAGGCCACGCCGCAUCCCCUGGCGCUCCCCUCGGGGCUACUGGAGCUGUGCGCGCUGCUGGGGCCCUCCCGGGACAGCCUCCGCGGCCCCGAGCUGGUGGCCCAGAAGAAGGGGGCCAGCAGCCUCUCUGCUCUCGACCCAGAGGUCCUGUCCAUCUUUGUUCCUCCUUUCGUCAGUAAGGAGGACACUCAGCUGGCUGGCACCAACUGUGCUCUGAGCAAGACCAGAAGGCGCUCCUUCAGAAAGAAGAGGGAGAAGCCCAAAACAGAGCCCUGGAAGGGACCCCCUCCGGAAGACGUCAGCGUCCCCAAUGGCGUGGACCUGCUCGCCCUGCCUCAGCUCUGCUUCCCAGGGGGCGUGUGUGUGGCCUCCGAACCGAAGGAGGACUCUGUCCACUUUCUGGUGCUGACCGAUGUCUGUGGGAACAGGACGUAUGGCGUGGUUGCCCAGUACUACCGACCCCUGCACGACGAGUCCUGUUUCUACAACGGCAAGAUGCACUGGGAGCCGUUCAGGCCACCUGGGGGUGCGGCUGGCUGCUUCGUGCCCUUUGCCGUGUGUGUGGUCUCCAGAUUCCCCUAUUACAACGCCCUUAAGGACUGCCUGUCUUGUUUAUUGACUCAUCUGAAGCUCUGUAAAGAUUUCGAAGUUGACAAUCACAUAAAAGAUUUUGCUGCAAAGCUAUCUUUAAUCCCUAGCCCACCGCCUGGACCACUUCAUCUGGUGUUCAACAUGAAGCCGCUGCAGAUCGUGUUUCCCUCCCGGGCGGACCCCGAGAGCCCGAUCGUCGACCUGGACCUUCACCUGCCCUUGCUGUGCUUCAGGCCCGAGCAGGUGCUGCAGAUCCUGACGUGCCUGCUGACGGAGCAGCGCAUCGUGUUCUUCUCGUCCAGCUGGGCUCUGCUGGCCCUGGUGGCCGAGUGCUUCCUCGCCUACCUGCACCCCCUGCAGUGGCAGCACACCUUCGUGCCCAUCCUGUCGGGCCAGAUGCUGGACUUCGUCAUGGCGCCCACGUCCUUCCUCAUGGGCUGCCACCUGGACCACUUCCAAGAAGUCAGCAAGGAAGCUGACGGUUUAAUUCUGAUAAAUAUCGACAACGGGAGCGUCACCUACUCUAAUGACGAGGACAUCGAUGUUCCCGACAUCCCUCUCCUGGCAGCACAGACGUUUAUUCAGAGGGUCCAGAGCCUUCAGCUGCACCACGACCUGGACCUCGCCCACCUGGGCGCCAGCACAGACCUGAACGAGGGGCGCGCCCGCAGGCGGGCCUGGCAGCAGGGACUCAACUACCAGCUGCAGCAGGUGGCCCUACAGCUGCUCGUCAGCAUCUUCAGGGAGGUGAAGAAUCACUUAAAUUAUGAGCACAGAGUGUUCAACAGCGAGGAGUUUCUCAAAACCAGAGCUCCUGGGGACCAGCAGUUCUACAAGCAGGUUCUGGAUACCUACAUGUUUCACUCUUUCCUUAAAGCCCGGCUCAGCAGAAGAAUGGACGCCUUCGCCCAGAUGGACCUCGACACGCAGUCGGACGAGGACAGGUUAAGCAGGAUGCUGCCGAGUCCCCGAAGACCGACCAUCGAGAAGAUGGCCUCCCGAAACUCGUCGUCCCUGCACGUCACUCACCGGCGCAUGGUGGUCAGCAUGCCCAACCUGCGGGACAUCGCAGUGCCCGAGCUGCCCGCCCGGAACUCGUCGCUCCGGAAGAUGGACUCCGAGGGCUCCAGGAGCAGCAGCACAGUUCCGAGCGUGACCCCCAAGGCGACGUGUUCCUUCAAGGUCCCGGAGAUCCACUUCCCGCUGGUGAGCCAGUGCGUUCAGGCCUACUUCUCCGACUGCGUGGGCCUGCUGAGCAAGGCCAUGAGCCUGCUGGCCCCCGACAACUCCGUGCUGCUGGCCAGGUACUUCUAUCUCCGGGGGGCCGUCCACCUGAUGCAGGGGCAGCUGCUGGACGCCCUCUUGGAUUUCCAGAGUCUGUACAAGACAGACAUAAGGAUCUUCCCGGCCGAUCUCGUCCGGAGGACGGUGGAGUCCAUGUCGGGGCCCGAGCGCGCCCAGGCCGAGCGGGUGCCCGAGCUGCGACGCCUCAUCAGCGAGGUCGUGGACAAGCCCGGGGAGGCCCCCAAGCCGGACGACCACGUGAAAAACUUCGAGCUGCCGAAGAAGCACAUGCAGCUGGACGACUUCGUGAAGAGGGUCCAGGAGUCGGGCAUCGUGAAGGACACCAACAUCAUAAACCGAUUGUUCGAGGCGUUGACUGUAGGACACCAGAAACAGAUUGACCCGGAAACAUUCAAAGAUUUCUACAACUGCUGGAAGGAGGCCGAGGCGGAGGCCCAGGAGGUCAGUCUGCCUUCGUCGGUGAUGGAACACCUGGAUAAGAACGAGUGUGUCUACAAGCUGUCGAGCUCGGUCAAGACAAAUCGCGGCGUGGGCAAGAUCGCCAUGACCCAGAAGCGCCUGUUCCUCCUAACCGAAGGAAGGCCGGGCUACGUGGAGAUCUCCACCUUCAGGGACAUAGAGGAAGUCAGAAGUACCACAGUAGCCUUUCUGCUUCUGCGAAUACCCACUUUGAAGAUUAAGACGGCAUCCAAGAAAGAAGUCUUUGAAGCUAAUCUUAAGACGGAGUGUGACGUGUGGCACUUGAUGGUGAAGGAGAUGUGGGCUGGGAAGAAGCUGGCCGAUGACCACAAGGACCCUCAGUACAUCCAGCAGGCGCUGACCCACGUCUUGCUGAUGGACGCCGUUGUUGGCACGCUGCAGUCGCCUGGUGCCAUUUACGCUGCCUCCAAGUUGUCUUACUUCGAUAAGAUGCGGAACGAAAUGCCCGCGGCGGUCCCCAAGACGACCUCGGAGACCCUCAAGCACAAGAUAAACCCUUCGGCGGGAGAGACCCUGCCGCACGCCGUGGACGUCUUGCUCUACACGCCCGGGCAUCUAGACCCGGCAGAAAAAGUUGAAGACGCUCACCCCAAAUUAUGGUGUGCUCUAAGUGAGGGCAAAGUGAUCGUGUUUGACGCUUCCUCCUGGACGAUUCACCAGCACUGCUUCCGAGUGGGCACUUCUAAGCUGAACUGCAUGGCGAUGGCGGAGCAGAGCCAGGUGUGGGUCGGCUCAGAGGACUCCGUCAUCUACAUCAUCAACGUCCACAGCAUGUCCUGCAACAAGCAGCUCACGGACCACCGCUCCGGGGUCACGGGCUUCGCUGUCCAGAGCGGGGCGCCCAGCAAGGUGUAUUCGUGCAGCACGGACGGGACGGUCCUGGCCUGGAACGUGAGCUCCCUGCGCGUGACCAGCAGGCUCCAGCUGCCGGGUGGCGGGCUUUCGUCCAUCCGCCUGCACGACGGCUGUCUGUGGUGCUGCACAGGUAGCGGCAUCGUGGUCGUGACGACAGGUGGAUCUCUUCGUCAGGAACUGAAGGCGGAGGAGAACUCUAAGGACGCGAGCACCUCCUUCCUGGGUUUCCAGCUCCUCCCCGAGCAGGAGCAGCUGUGGGCGGCGUGUGCCGGGCUGGACGGCGUCUACAUCUGGAGCCUCAGGGACCUGGCCCGGCCCCCUCAGCGGGUCCACCUGCAGGACUGCGCCGAGGUCAGCUGCAUGAUCAGGGUGAAGAAGCAGAUCUGGGUAGGCGGCACGGGCCGGUCACAGGGGAAGUACAAAGGGAAAAUCUAUGUGAUCGACGCCCAGAGGAAGACGGUGGAAAAGGAGCUGGUGGCCCACACGGACGCGGUAAAGACCCUGUGCUCGGCAGAGGACAGAUACGUGCUGAGCGGGUCGGGCAGCGCGGAGGGGAAGAUCGCCAUCUGGAAAGUCGAGUAAACGUGGGUGAACGUGCCGAGCCGGGCUGUGUUCUGAGGGCCGCGUGCCUUCCGCCCCUCGCCGGCGCUCCCCGGAGAAGGUGGCCGGGGGUGGGGGCACCGCCGUGUCCCCUGCACGUGCCCGUUUGGCUCCUCGGCCUCCUGACGCAUAACGCACUUUCUCUCUCGCACUUUCCUGAUUAAACUGUGCCAACGGUGUUUCGGGUUGGGGUGCUUCUCAGGCAGGCGGAUGCAUCAACUUGCUAAUAACCUCUGUGAAGUUACCCAGUGUUGUCUAGAAGGUUCCAGAACCCAUGACCAAGAGCGAGCGCCGGAGCCGGUUGGAAGGGAAUUAGCCAGAUCACAUACGACCUGCAGACGUCAUUUCUCUGGUUCUGCCUUCUCUACUUCAUUCAAUGAAUACAUUCUAAGCAUCAGGCUUACAGGAGACCUACGGCCUUCGGUUGGCUUCUUGUUGCCAGACAAGUUCACGAGAGGAGGUGUUUUUUAAACGACCGCUUUGUGGUUGAACGGAUUUGUGCCUGCCCUUGCUCUCCCCAUCAGAGCAGGUGACCCAAAAGGGGACAGGGAGGGGACAAUGCGAUGAAGGUGUGCGCACAGGGGUUGGGCUCACUGAGGCAGGAUCUGGAUUUAAGGCGAAAUUCUUAUAAUGAAGAAACCUAGAGAAACUUUUCUACCAAAGAUCACGGAUGAAAACUUUUGUCUAAAAUAGCACACACAACCUCGUCUUCCGGUGAAGUUGCCGCCAUUUACCUUAACGUACGUUUCACCUGUCUGCAUGUGGACUGCACGCCAGACAUGUCUGUGGGAGGUGCUUUAUUAUUUAACCGAAGAUGAUCUCAUUAGCUCUAAAUAACUACACAUUUGCAGAAAAAGACCUUUUAUACGUUUGUACUAUAACAUUGAGAUUUCAUUCUCUCAGGGUCCAACAGGGAGGGUUCCGGUAUGGUUAUGGGCUGAGGAGGGGCACCCGCCUGACGCACCGUGUGAGGGCCCGUGGCCUGUCCCCCGUGGACCCGCCACGAGCUCAGCCGCGGAGGGGCCUGCUGGACUCUGCCCUGGGUUUUUGGAAUCAGACACUGUGCUGGACCUCACUCACCCUGAGAGGUCUCAGAGGGUCUCUGGCCAAGUUCAGGUAGCAUCUACAGGAUCUCCAGACGAAAGCUUUGACCAGGCCCCGGGCUGGGUCUACAGGACCUAAGCGUUUUGCAAGGUCCAGACCACUGACCCAGAUUUUGGGGUGCUCUGGGAAGGUGGUACAGAGAACAGCCAGGUGGGCUCAUGCCCCCAUGACUAUGCUUACGAAGGGGGUGUGCUCCCGACUUCCAGAAGGAAGACUCGGCCAUAAACAAAGCGUGGGAGGUUGAAUUCUGCUUUUGCAAACACAUGGAAGAUUGCGGUCAAAUCCUGUCAGAAACACACAUGAAUUAAUGUCCGUCCCCACGUGACCAGGCGUUUUCACCUUGUCAACAGUAAAUUCCUUUAUUAAAGACUGA